AUGCGAUCAAUAAGAAAUAUAUUCUCAAUCGGUGUCGUUUGUAUAUUCACUGUUGUGUGCCUAUAUUUAUACCGUAGCCUUGAUAAUCGUACGAUUCCCAGCGAUGCUUCACGGCAAGAGAAGAGAGUGUCAUCCUUGUUUUCCGACAUGGAACGGCUUCGAAAUGUAUUAAAAAGUAAUCGUGCGGAGAUUGCUAAACUAAAGCAGCAACUGGCCGAUGUUGAGCUUAAGCGAAAGCAGGAAUGGGACAAACAAGUCGAGAAGGAAAACGAGGUAUAUGAUGAGAAGGCUCAAGCAGAGAAAGCACUAGAGGAGAAAGUUGUUCAGAUUGCUGGCGAUGCCAAUCAUAAAGCAGUUGAGGAAGAACAGAAGGGGGUUAUUCCGGAGCCAAAUCGAGGAAACAAGGUCGCGGUUGUCUUUGACGAGCUCCAUAAAAGCGUUACCAAAUCAUCGGUACCAGUUUGUCAACUGCGAGCAAAUUACUCGAACUCAAAUGCUGAUGUUCAGAUGUUAGAUCUGUACGAUGUGCUCUCGUUUGACAAUCCCGAUGGUGGCGCAUGGAAGCAAGGUUGGGAGGUAACCUACGACAAAGGAAAAGUUGCAGAGGAAAAAACGCUACAAGUCAUAGUACUACCUCAUUCUCACUGUGAUCCAGGCUGGAUUAAAACAUUUGAGGAGUACUAUCAUUCUCAAACACGUGACAUCUUGGAUGGCAUGGUGAAGCAUUUGGGCGAGGAGCAGCAGAAGGAUAUGAGGUUCAUAUACGCGGAAAUUUCUUUCAUGGAAAUGUGGUGGAGAGAUCAAAGCGAUGAUGUCAGGAAGAAAGUUACACAACUGUUGAAAGAUGGCCAACUAGAAAUCGUGACCGGUGGCUGGGUGAUGACGGAUGAAGCGAACGCGCAUUAUUUCUCCAUAAUUGCCGAGUUAAUCGAAGGACAUGAAUGGAUAAGAAAUCACAUCGGUCAAGAUUUCACUCCAACAACUCACUGGUCGAUCGAUCCAUUCGGUUUAUCACCAUCGAUACCGUAUCUUCUCUCAGCGGCAAAUAUCACUAAUGCAGCCAUACAAAGAGUUCAUUAUUCUGUGAAGAAGCAUCUUGCUAGAAAUAAGCAGCUUGAAUUUAUGUGGCGUCAGCUUUGGGGUUCUCACGGAAAGGCUGAUAUUCGUACACACGUGUUCCCAUUUUACUCAUACGAUGUGCCUCACACAUGUGGACCUGAGCCGGCUAUUUGCUGUCAAUUCGACUUCAAACGAUUGAAGGGAUUAACUUGUCCAUGGGGUACUCAACCUGAGAUAAUCACAGAAGAAAACGUCGAAAAUCGGGCUUUCAAAAUUUAUGAUCAGUACAGGAAGAAAAGUCAACUCUAUAAAACAAAUGUUCUGUUAGUACCGUUAGGUGAUGAUUUUAGGUAUUUUGAUCCAAUGAGGAAUGGGAAGAUCAGUACACAAACUAUGUGA
Molecule: messenger RNA, 1458 nt
Organism: Ostertagia ostertagi
Lineage: Eukaryota; Metazoa; Nematoda; Chromadorea; Rhabditida; Trichostrongylidae
Source: the annotation of a GenBank genome assembly